GAAUCAUAAGUAUGUGCUUUAGAUAAACUCAAAACCAAAAUGACAAACGUGCAUAUUUUUGUUGUUAUCGUGUAAGAGGUUUGUUGAAGUGUUCAUGUGUAAAAAUGUGGACAGAAAACGGUAAACUAUGGUGCAUUCGUGCAUUCUUCGUCAUACAUUCAGUCCAAAUGUCGUCUUCUUCAUUGGAAAGUUCGGCAUCUUUUCAAACCGGAAAUGCAUCAAUAAGGGAUUACGAGAAAAUGACCAGUGAAAGGUUUGGUACAAGACACUUCCCGUUCAGUCCUCAUAACUUUGAAUGGUUUAAGAUCUUCACAAAGAACGAGAAUACAAGGAUCAACAUCGAUAACAAUACGUCUAACAUGGUUUACUGUCAGCUAUGCACAUGCUACAACGCCAGUGAUGGGAUGCAUGUAGACUGUUCCUUCCGGGGAAUUUCAAAGGCAUUUAAUGAUAUUUCUAAAGACACUGUUAUAUUGACAUAUCGAGGAAAUAAAUUAGGAAAAGUUAUGGAAACAGACUUCCAAGGGCUUGAACAUCUUAUAUGGCUUGAUCUGUCUCAAAACGAGAUUCUUAAAAUUGAGGAGGGCGCAUUUGAUGACCUGAAGAAUCUGCAAGUCCUGCUCUUGAACAAUAACCGCUUUAUUACAAUGACAGGUACUUUAUUUCCUCAGGACAGUUUUGCAUCUUUGCACAACCUGCGUAUCUUGACUUUACAUGGCAAUAUAGAGUAUUACCUUUUAAACGUCUCAAAGAUAGAUAGCAAACUGUUCCGUUCUCUUUACCGCUUGGAAUACCUGACCACAGAUGGUAUAUUUAACAUAGAAUUCGAUGAAAACUAUCGGAAUACAAAUCUGUCAACAUUGGUGAUGUCUUCAAUGAUCGGGCAAUGUGGAAUAGUGUCGCUUUCGAACAAAACAUUUCGAGGCCUACCAAAACUAAGGCAACUUACCAUGACUGGAUGCAAAAUAUCACAGAUUACAGAAAACAUAUUCUCAUCAGUGCCUUUGCUGGCAUAUUUAGAUAUUUCAAAUAACUUUAAGUUGGGUUUAUACAACGCUAUCGGCCCUUUGGCGAAGAGUUUAAAUCCUUUCAACAUUAAAAACCUAAAAAUGAAUUUUGUUUCAAAUCCCGAUGACGUUGGCACACAACUUACCAAAGAAAACAUGAAAUACAUUAAUGCGAUGUCGCUAGUUCAUUUAGAAAUGGAUUCGAACAAUAUAGAAAUAUUUGAAAAAAGGGCGUUGAAUAUGUCACGUGGUACAAUAAGAACACUAUCAAUGCAAAACAACAACCUUUUCUUUUCGUUAUUUGUGGAAGCAAUAAUUUGGGGAAACCCGAGUUUAGUUGAAGUUGACCUUCGUGACCAGUUCAAAUACAAGAUCCCCGCUAUCGAACAUACCAAUUCGAUGUACUCUAAACUUACGCCAUCACGUGACCAGUUCAAAAACAAGAUCCCCGCCCCUGGCGUCAUCAAUACCUUAUACACUAAAGGUAUGUUAUCACGUAAUCAGGAAAACGUGAUAAGUCUCAAACAGUUUUCAUUCACAGGGAGUCGUCAUUUGUUCAAGCCCCUUGAUUUUUACAACACGAGCAACUCCCUCUGGUAUAUGGAUAUUUCAGAAAAUCGCAUCACCCGGCUGAAGAAGAAUCAUUUCGAAAACCUUAAACAUCUUACAUUUUUAAAUCUUUCUAAUAAUUAUAUAGAAGCGAUCGACACAAACUCCUUUAAAGACUUGGUUGCAUUAACGCACUUAUUUCUUCAAAACAAUCUGCUUGGGUUCGAAAUGGGUUUCGGAAACUUGGAUGACAUAUUUAAAGCACUUCUCCAUCUUGAACACCUAAAUCUUGCCCGUAACAGAAUCUACACAAUAAAGAAAGACAUGUUUUCCUCUUGCAAGCGGUUGCAUUUCCUAGAUUUGUCAGACAAUUACCUAAAUAAUCUUGACAUAGAUGUAAGCCAAUUACAAAAUCUGUUUCUAUUGAAUCUUAGAACAAACCGCAUUCAGAGCUUUCCUCUCGCAGUGCAAAAAGGGUUGGAGGCAAUAUCCAAUCACACUGCGUUGACUGUAAACCUCGUGGACAACAAGCUUGUGUGUAGUUGUGGAAAUCUAAACUUUCUCAAGUGGGUUCUGAGUUCAAACAUAACAUUCGUGAAAAGGCCAAGUUACGAAUGCACAUUUAUCAAUGGCACCAGUCUCUUUAUACGAUCAGAAAUGAUAUGUUCACUGGAAAUGGAAUGCCACCGAUACCUGACCGUGAUCAUAACGUGUACAGCAUUAGCCUCCCUCUUCCUGGCGAUCAUUACAGCUGCUAUUGGAUACCGAUACCGUUGGCAUAUUCUUUACUGGUACUAUAUGGCGAAACUUAAAGACAGGACACAAGGUGAACAAAAUACCACGUACGAACGGCUUUUUGAGUGGGAUGCAUAUAUAUCGUAUGAUGAUGAAGACUUGCAUUUCGUUGCAGCGAAAAUGCAACCAGAACUUGAGGAACGACUUCAUUAUAAGCUACACAUUCGAGAGAGGGACUUUGUCCUUGGUGAAACCAACUCCUUAAACAUACUCAAUGCAGUACAGCAGAGCAAACGAACAAUUCUCAUCAUAAGCAGACACUUCCUUAAAAACAAGUGGUGCAAUUUCGAAAUAAACAUGGCCAUGAUUGAAGGCAUUAAAAGUGAAAGGGGCGUGGUGGUUCUGGUGUUCCUUGAGAAGAUACCGGCGUCGUUUAUGCCGAAGGAUCUUGCGGCGCUCCUCACACAGUGUCCCGUGGUUGAUUGGCCGCAGUGCGAGGACGUGGCAGAAGCUUUCUGGGAUAAGUUGGUCAAUGACAUUGACGAUUACAAUGUCAAUAGUGAUAAAUGAAAAUAUGGAUGUUUUAUUCAUGGUGUUCAUUCUGAUACACGCAUCUCAUUGAAACAAACGUUGUUUGUUGCUUUUAUAUCUGUAUUGUUAUCUGUUAUUUAUAUUUCUACGAAAAUGCUUCAAUUUUCUGUUGUUAGUACUAUCAAAAUAAACAAAAGCAGUUUCCAUGUAGAAUAAUUUUUUAUCAUUUUUGCUUUUAUUUCUUUCCAUUUAAUGUUAUAACCCGUUUUGGAUAAAACGUAUAUUGAAAGGAAUAUAAGUGAAGCUGCAUGAUGUAUUUCUUGGAAAUGUUUUAAUCUGUUAUUCAUUUUCUAAAGUGGUAUAACCAUGCAUCUAACUAGAAGAAGGAUGAGUGAUUUCAAAAGGUUAUAAAUUUGCCUGGAUUUACAACGUAAGUGAUUGGUUAACAAAUACUUUUAUUACUUCAGUUUGGAAUGCUAGGUAUGUGUUGGCAAUAAGCAUCUGAUAUAUCAGCCACCACAGUUUGUCAAUAUCUAAACCUUCAUUUAUCAGUUAUAUAUUUAUCAUUUUCGAUUAAACGACGCCUAUAUUUUAUUUUGAAUCAUACGUUAGGAAAAAUAGAACAAAAAUCAUCAACAACAAAUACAACAAUAAACCUACGGAUAUCGGAAAUGAUUAUAGGCAUGCAAAAUGUAAUAUAUAUGACAAUGCACAUGUUUACUUAAAAUUCUUCUUUGUAAACUAAUCAUACAGUUUGCUUCCACUUUGCAUAAUAAACCUAUCAAUGAACUAUA
Molecule: messenger RNA, 3616 nt
Organism: Mya arenaria
Lineage: Eukaryota; Metazoa; Mollusca; Bivalvia; Myida; Myidae
Product: toll-like receptor 4
Exons: 2
Coding region: 105-2861 (918 amino acids)
Biological process (GO): inflammatory response; toll-like receptor signaling pathway; immune response
Cellular component (GO): membrane
Molecular function (GO): transmembrane signaling receptor activity; protein binding
Source: RefSeq, a predicted model, not a curated record